Molecule: messenger RNA, 1365 nt
Organism: Drosophila ficusphila
Lineage: Eukaryota; Metazoa; Arthropoda; Insecta; Diptera; Drosophilidae
Exons: 5
Coding region: 40-750 (236 amino acids)
Cellular component (GO): membrane
Source: RefSeq, a predicted model, not a curated record
AUCUAUUCUAACUUUUUUUUAAGGACAACUCGGGCAAAUAUGAAAAAAAGUGAGAGGAUCAUCCGUUAUGUGAUCUACAUUUUAGUGUUGGCCGAUGUGGGAUUCACUGUGGCGGACAUUUAUAUGUACUCUCGCAGUUUUCUGCAGCAUUUCCAUUGCUGGAAGUGUGUGUACAAAUCGUAUUUGAUUGUUGCCGCAUCCGUGUCGGCUUUGAGGAUUCCACUUUUUAUCGUUGGCAUUCCAUUGAUAGUCCUAAGGCUGCACAAAAGAAUUCGAAUUUAUCUGCCGGUUCUUUUUCUGGCCACUUGGUUGCAAAUGAUGAUGACUGUUCUUGUGUCACAGGAGUACCCAGUUAUACGUGACGUACUUCGAAUAUGGACAAAUCACCAAAGUCUGGAUUUUUUUCAAAAGACUGAAAAGUGCUGUGGAGUUGUGGGUCCUGUUGACUAUGUAUUUGCCGAAAAAGUGAUCCCCUUAUCCUGCUACCGGGAAUACAAACGGAAAAAAGCGAAUCUGUACAGAGUUGGCUGCUCCACACAAUCCAUAAAGCCGCCGUUUGUGCCUGUUGUACAAGUGGUCUCAGUCCUCAUCCAGUACGGACUAGUUCUCUGCAUACUUCUGUACCUCAUAUUGCUUAAACGGAGGAUUCGUCGCAGAACUCAGUGGUCGGUGUAUGCCAGUGAAGGAGAAGUGACUCCAAGUGAUAGUGCCAGUGAAGGAGAAGUGACUCCAAGUGAUAGUGGUGAUUAAGAAUCUGUUUGGAACUGGGAAGUAACCUCAAAGAGGCAUCUGCUUCCAGUGAACUUUAGAGUUACUUCUCAGAUCCGAAUGGAGCUUAAGCAUCGGAUUUUCAUGUGGAAUUCAAAUUCGGUUUCACUUUGCAAUUUACAUUUCCCCUGUGAAAAGGGGAAUGGGUAUUGGCAUUGGCGUGCGAGACAAAUUGGAUGCUGCUGGCUCUCGUCAUAUUUCACGGACUGCAAUCAAUAACGAUAAACACUUGAGUCGAAAAUCCAAUGUCCAGAAUCCCUGCGAUGGCAUGCAUAUGGAUGAGCCAAUAAAGAAAUCAACAAAGCAUGUCCGGCGAUUGAAAAAGUAUUGCAAAUACUGUCGGAAGAGCCGGGACAGCCGGGGAAUCGGAAUCGGACUCCAAUCCGGACAAUAUGCAAAUGCAGCUAAGCAGAAAAUAUUCAAGGACGAUCAGAAAACCUCCCAACCGCCCGAGUUUAUUUCCCUUUUAUGUCUCUCGUCCCGCGCAUAAAUUUUAUUGUUGUCAACAUUAAAUUCUAGUCGUGGAAAACAAUUUUGCAGCAUUUGAAAAUCCAUAAAAUAUGCAUACAAAAUUGUCCGGCGGAACGACCAACUUUA